Molecule: messenger RNA, 847 nt
Organism: Drosophila takahashii
Lineage: Eukaryota; Metazoa; Arthropoda; Insecta; Diptera; Drosophilidae
Product: serine protease 3
Biological process (GO): proteolysis
Molecular function (GO): serine-type endopeptidase activity
Source: RefSeq, a predicted model, not a curated record
AUGAGGGGUCUUACGCUCUUGUCGCUCGCUGUUUUCCUCGGGGUCUGUAGCGCCCUAACUUUGCCCCACUCGGUUGUCCAUCCGCGGGAUCUGGAGAUCAAGGAUGGAAGGAGCAUCGAGGGUAGGAUCACCAAUGGAAAUCAGGCGACCGAGGGUCAGGUGCCCUAUAUCGUGGGAAUCAGCCUGAAUAGCAAUGGAAACUGGUGGUGGUGUGGAGGAUCCAUUAUUGGCAACACUUGGGUUCUGACUGCCGCCCAUUGUACCGCUGGUGCCGAUGAAGCUUCCCUGUACUACGGUGCCAUUAACUACAACGAACCUGCCUUCCGUCACACCGUCAGCAAGGAUAACUUCAUCAGGUAUCCCCAUUACGUGGGACUUGAUCACGAUUUGGCUUUGAUCAGAACUCCCCAUGUGGAUUUCUACAGUCUGGUCAACAAGAUCGAGCUGCCCAGUUUGGAUGAUCGCUAUAAUUCCUAUGAGAACAGCUGGGUUCAGGCCUCCGGAUGGGGAGCCAUUUACGAUGGCAGCAAUGUGGUGGAGGAUCUGCGAGUUGUGGACCUGAAGGUGAUCUCUGUGUCGGAGUGCCAGGCCUACUAUGGAACCGAAACCGCCUCCGAGAACACCAUCUGUGUGGAAACUCCAGACGGAAAGGCCACCUGCCAGGGUGACUCCGGUGGUCCUCUGGUCACCAAGGAAGGUGACAAGCUCAUUGGAAUCACCUCGUUUGUCUCCGAUUACGGCUGCCAGGUUGGUGGUCCGGCUGGCUUCACUAGGGUCACCAAGUACCUGGAAUGGAUCAAGGAGGAGACCGGCAUUUACUAUUAAAAUUACAAUUUUCUCUUCUAUC